Periconia digitata is the source of this 2231-nucleotide messenger RNA. The record is from the annotation of a GenBank genome assembly. Lineage: Eukaryota; Fungi; Ascomycota; Dothideomycetes; Pleosporales; Periconiaceae.
UUGCAGUAUUCAGUGCUGGACUUCCUGAUUUUUUGAUGAGCACACGUUUGCUGAGGAUCCAGUAACAAAUACGCUAAAAUCCUCUUGAUUCAGCUGCUCGAAAACGAUAUAGAUAUCUAUGAAGUAUCUCGAGCCCACGACUAUUCUACUGCUUCGAGUGUCAACUACGUUCUCUGCCCAUAGUGACAGCGGCACCUAGCCUAUUCAGGACUAGACGAUAUCUUAAUAUACAAUCUGCCUAUCGACCCAAACUCUCACCUUCACCCCAUUUUCCCCAUCGUGCUCAUUUCCUAUUCACCUUCCUUGCUGCUCGUUUGCUAUUGUACCUCUGUUUCCAUGCUAUGUGACAAUAGGCUGUAGUCUUGGCACAUAUCCCCUCGUAAUUUAUAUAGUCUCAUCAUGGUCUCCCGACUCAUUUUCCUCCCAACACUCGUACACUUCAAACCUCAACUUCCUCAAACCACUCCAAGCACGCCCAACUGAUUCUCUAUAUCCUGAAUCCACAACCAUACUCACUCGCAAUGGCUGACUUACCAGCUGCGACACCAAUUGCUGGCUCUACAGAUGCUACUCCCCCUGUGAAAGAGGUUGCUUCCUCUCCGGGAGAAACCCCAACUGCCUUGUCCGGAGAUGCUCCCGCCAGUACCCCCUUACUCAGCACCGAGACGGAUGAAAAAGAGGUCGCUAAGACACCAACGUCUACUGAUGAUAAUCAAGUGGAAGAGUCUAUUGAAUUUAAUCCACUCUCUUCCAAACUUCCUGAAACCGAGACUCCCAAACUGUCCUCGCCUGUCAGCACGGAUGAACCCCGGGUCGACCAGUCUGCAGCUUCCAUGAAGAGGCCUCUCUCCCCCUCGCCUGCCGAAGAGGAGCAUCUCUCAAAGAAGAUCAAGACUCCCCCAUCCAUUCCCCCCCACGAAGAAGAAGAUGAUGAUACUUCUGAGCGAUUCCCGAGCCCACCUGAGCAAUCUGCCACCAAGCUUGACAAGGAGACUUGGCAAGGCUUUUGCGAGCUCGAAUGCGAGCCAGCCUACUUCAGUGCCAUUCUUCAUAGGAUCGGCGUCCAGGGUGUCACCGUUCGCGAGAUGCCUGUGAUGGACCCAGACUACCUUCCAAGGCCCAUCUUCGGUCUAGUCGUGCUGUUCCGCCACCGCGAGUUUGAUCAAGAGCGCCAGUCAAAAACUUGCCCGCCCGACGUGUGGUUCGCCAAUCAAAUGCCAGCACAAAACAGCUGCGCUACUCUCGCCAUGAUCCACGCGCUUCUCAACUUGAGUCCCACCGCCCAAGAGAACAUGGACCUGGACAUCGACAUCGGUGAGCACAUGCGCCAAUUCAAGGAUUUCACGAAGGAUUUCACACCUUACCAGCGCGGGGAAGCAUUUGCGAGCUGGGACUACGUCAAAAAGAUCCACAACUCCUUCGCCAAGAAGAUGGACAUGCUCGAAAACGACCGGCUGAUCUCCCUCAAGAGCAAACGGGCCGCAAAGUAUGGUAUGCAGAAACCCAAGUCCGCCGAGAAGACCACCAAACCUGCAACCUCGUCCACCCGUGGUCGCGACGCAGAGUCCCCCAAGUCCGACGACAGCUUCGAAGAUAACAGCCACCACUACAUCGUCUUCGUCCCCAUCAACGGUACCGUCUGGAAACUCGACGGCAUGGACAGCCAGCCCACCGCCAUGUCCACCUACCCAACCUCCUCGCCCAAAUCCUGGAUCUCCUCCAUCAGCGACCGCGUCGCGGCCCUCAUAGCCGGAGGAGGCGACGACUACGGCCUCUUCGCCCUCGCACAGUGCCCACUUCCCCCCUUACGCCGCGAAAUCUGUGUCGCCGACAACACCAUCAAGAAACUCGACACCCGCCUCACCGCUCUAACCCCUACCUGGCGCGACUUCGUCGCCGAGGGCGACUGCGAUCCACCCAGCCCCUCUUUCCUCUCCGGCUUCACCCCCGAGCAGCGCCAGCUCGAACGCAACGCGGUCCCCGUUGCCCUCGCCGCGGAAAUCGACGAAGAAUCCGACGUCUCUGAGCUCAUCAAGCGCCGUACCAACAUUGUUGCUGAGAUGCGACGUCUCUUCCAGGAGUAUACCGCUGAAGAGUGGGUUGUGAAUUCCGACAUGCAAAAGGCCGAGGCGCGCACGCAUGAUCUUGGCCCCGCGAUUCGGGCAUGGGUCGAGAUGUUGGCUGAGAAUGGAUAUCUGGAGGAGAAUUGUAAGAGGUUUCCUAGGGUUUGA